Molecule: messenger RNA, 2531 nt
Organism: Arachis duranensis
Lineage: Eukaryota; Viridiplantae; Streptophyta; Magnoliopsida; Fabales; Fabaceae
Exons: 3
Coding region: 1776-2279 (167 amino acids)
Source: RefSeq, a predicted model, not a curated record
UCCCUAAACCCGCCACCAGACAAUACACUCACACAACACCAAUACUCUGCUUCAAACUCUGCAACUUCUGAUUUCUAUUACAAUAAGUAACUAUUUGAUUUGGUAGUGGUUUGGAUUAUUUCAUAGACUGAAUUAAAGUUACAAUAGUUAUGUUCUCUUCUCUAUCACAUUGAUAUUAAGCUUUGAAUUCUCUUAUUUUGUUUUAAUUUCACCGCACUCAACAUUUUUGAUGAAAUGCUUUAACCAUGUUUCUGGUUGGUUUUAUAAUUUCUAACUUUUAGAAACUUAGUAAGUUGAUUGCAUGUGAAAUUAGAAUAAUUGGAUCUUAGUAAUUAGGAAAUUUUAGCUGCACAAAUAGCAUCUUUGCAGAAAACAUAUUAGCAUGAUGAUUCCACUUGCAUUAGUGUUCUUCUGUUAAAUUUUAACCGUUAUUGUGAAUUUGUUAAUUUGCUAAUUGUUCUUGUGAUGUUGUUCUGUUCUUCUUCUGUUACUUUUAAUUUUUUUGUUUUUGUUGUGAUUUUCUGUUCUUGAUUUAAGCUGUGAUUGAAGGUUCCUUGGUUUUGGUAUUCUUCACUUUCCUGUAAGCUUAGCUUUUAAUUCUUUGAGCAUACACGGAUCAAAUCAUUGUUUUCAGCAAUGGUGAUUUUUAGAUUUUUUUGGGUUGCUUUGUUUUAAAUGUUCCUGUUGUUGUUGUGUUUUUGCUGUGAUUUAAAUGUUCUUUUGAUUCUUUUUUUUUUCCGAAUGCCCAGUCAGUACUUGGUUGAUUGGUUUUGCUCACUGAAUGUAUUUGAUGAUAAAUUUUAAAUUGAUAACUCUAUUACUUCUUUACUGUCUGUUUCUGUAGUUAAAUUUUAUUAAAGUUUCUUGAAUUUGCACUGCCUAUGUUAUUGAUUCACUGUUCCUUCAUUGCUUUUUUUUUUGUUAGUCAUUGUGAUGAGCUUUGUUAAAAUUGGGUUGAAAACUACUAAUCUUUCUUCACUUUUCACUGUUCUAACUUCUGUUCUUAUUAAAAGAUUUGCAAUUGGUGAUCUUUUGAUUUAUUAUAUGCUUCAUGUUUUCAUUGUUCUGUUCUUAUGAAGAAAAAAUUUGCAAUUAGUGAUUGUAUGAUUCGUGUUUUGAUUGUUUUGUUAUAUAAACAAAAUUCUGUUUUCAUUGUUUGGUUGCACUGUCUCUGUUCUUGAUCUCCGCCGACUUGCUACCCCUCCUCUGUGUUGGAUUCUUUUUGUGUCAGGCUUUGUUGUGUUUUUGUUUCAGCCUCUGUUGUGUUGUGUGUUUGUUUCGGGCUCUGUUGUGUGUUUAUUGUGCAACACUAUCAUUUUCUGUUUCACUUUUUUGACUUAGCUACAUUAAGACAAUAUUCUCUAUCUUUAACUUGUGCAUUGUAAUUCAAUCCAGCUAUUUUUGAAUGGAAGUAUAAUUAUGUUAAUUGUCAACAAAUUUGCAGCAAGUUAUUGCAUAUUUUGAUGAUUAAUUACAUUUAGUUGGUGAUAUUUUACGUAGGGUUUUAAAUUUGAAAGAUAUUUAGGAUGUUUGUUUAUAAUUUAUUUAUUAUUUUAUUAUGGAACGGUUUUUCCGGUUGAAUCACGAUUAGACCGAUUGGACCAAUAAAACAAUGAACCAGUGACUAAAACGGUUUGAUGACCGAUCUGGUUUUCAGAGCCUUGAUCACAACAGUCACAUCGUCACUGCAGCCUCUGCCUUUCGGUCAGACUUUGUCGUUGGUCAUCCAAAAACACAAAAUUGGCUGUACGUGGUUGUGAUUGAGUAGAUGAAGAAUGAACAUAAUUAGGCAGAGAUUGAUGCACACGCUUCGGCACGAUGGCCCAACAGAAACACUGAAGAAGAAGGCAUUGGAAUUGGAGAAGAAGAGGAAGACGAGGAAGCCCAAGAGCAAGGAACAGUUCAUCGUCCAAGUUCCCGAAAACUUGUCGUACCUCGACACCGCCACCAUGCCCAUGGUUGUCGCCGCCGUUGGCAUCGUAGUCUUUGCCAAGCUCCUCAUGAUGUAUGAUGAAUCAAGGGCCCAGGAGUUGCUGGAGCGGAAGAUCAAGCAUGCUCCAGCUGGUCAGGGAAGUGUGAGAAUGCUGAGCCGCGAGGAGUGGGACAAGGUUCGAGAACUCCGGCCUAGGACCCCGUUUGAGUCCAAGCUUGCCCGCCCUAAUGUGAGAAUCAGAACUGGAGAACCCUUGCGUCUUGAGGACUUGAAGGAUUGGACAAUUGAUGUUCUCAUGGAUGGUGUUACUAGAGCUGAAGAGUGUGGGAAACACGGUUCUUUAUAACUUCUCCUGGGUUUUAAGCUUGUCUUCUAAUUGCCCUUUCUUUUGUUCAAUCUCCAUUAGCCUGACACCGAGUUGAUCCUUUAAAUUUUAUACUGUAUUUCAGCCCCCUAUGCCAAACACAUUUGAUAUAAAGAGUGGUUUAUGCUCUGUUGUGAUGGCAUAAAAUUGUCGCAAUUCAUAAUAACUACUUUAGUUAUCUUCCUUUUUACCCAGGAAAAUUGCAUAGAAUUGUUUGGUAAAUAUGAAUUAUUG